Molecule: messenger RNA, 1521 nt
Organism: Aureobasidium pullulans EXF-150
Lineage: Eukaryota; Fungi; Ascomycota; Dothideomycetes; Dothideales; Saccotheciaceae
Product: MFS general substrate transporter
Exons: 3
Coding region: 1-1521 (506 amino acids)
Biological process (GO): transmembrane transport
Cellular component (GO): fungal-type vacuole membrane
Molecular function (GO): transmembrane transporter activity
Source: RefSeq, a predicted model, not a curated record
AUGGAUAAACACGCACAACAACCUACGCCAUCGCAGCGUACGUCGACAAAGGAGGAAUACGAAGACCAUGAUUCUUCCGUGUCGUCGACGACAGCAGAUGUGGAGAAAGAGAUUAUUGCGGCGAAUGCUUUGAACGAGGGCGCAACACAACCGUACGAUGACCCCAAUGUUGCCGAGGCACAAGCACAACCACAUGGAAUUGGACAUGGAGAAGAGGUGGACGGAGUGGGCUCGCAGCAGUUCGCAGAUGGAGGAGAAGUAGAGAAACAAGUCACGAGGAGGUCGAUACGGCCGGGAAAGGCAGUGUCGGUAAACAAUGUCGCUGCUAUUCCCAAUGGUGGCACAAAGGCUUGGUUGCAGGUGCUUGGGGCUUUCUUCUUGUUCUUCAACUCCUGGGGAAUCAUUAACACAUUCGGCGCAUAUCAGACAUACUAUCAAUCCGGCAUCCUUGCCUCCUCCUCGCCCUCGGAUAUCUCAUGGAUUGGAUCUGUCCAAGCUUUCCUGCUCAUGCUUGUUGGAGCAUUGACUGGACCUAUCUAUGAUGCUGGAUAUUUCCGCGCUCUGCUGAGUGUUGGCUCAUUCGCCGUCGUCUUUGGAUUCAUGAUGCUUUCGCUGGCUACAACGUACUGGCAGGUCAUUCUGGCCCAGGGAAUUUGUGUUGGUCUGGGUGCUGGAUGCUUGUUUGUGCCGUCGGUUGCCAUCUUGAGCACAUACUUUAGCACAAAGAUUGCUACGGCUAUGGGUCUCGCUGCUGCUGGAAGUAGUUUGGGCGGUGUCAUCUACCCCAUCGUCUUCUACCGUCUCGAACCUCGCAUUGGCUUUCCAUGGGCCACUCGCGUCAUCGGUUUCAUCGCUCUGGCUACUCUCAUCGUCGCAAACUCAGUCAUGAGAGUCCGUGUCCUGCCAGCCGCUCGCCGCGCCGUCUUCGACUUGAAGGCUUUCACAGAACUCCCCUACCUGUCUUUCGUUCUUGGCGGCUUCCUCGCCUUCAUGGGUCUAUACGCACCGUUCUUCUACAUCGAAAGCUACGGCAUCACCUAUAACAUCACCUCUGAGAGUUUGGGCUUCUACACCUUGUCCAUCAUCAACUCGGCCUCGGUGUUUGGUCGUAUCGUGCCCAAUCUCAUCGCCGACCGUACUGGACCUCUGAACAUGAUUAUCCCUUGCUGCAUCAUCUCCGGUAUCAUCGCACUCUGCCUUAUCCCAGUCCGCAGCGAGGCCGCACUGAUUGUCGAGUGCAUACUCUACGGCUUCUUCUCUGGCGCUUUGGUAUCUCUGCCACCUACUGUGUUCGUCUCGCUAUCACCAAACAGAGGACUCAUUGGCACAAGAAUGGGACAGGGCUUCAGUAUCAUUAGUAUUGGACUGUUGCUGGGUACACCUAUCUGCGGAUGGAUCUUGGAUGGCAGUGGAUUUACAGAUGUGUGGGUGUUUGCUGGAGUGUUGGUGCUCGGAGGAGGAAGUUUGAUGAGUUUGAGCAGGUUCUUCAAGGCUGGACCGAAGUUUGUGCAGAGGGUUUAG